This is a messenger RNA of Triticum aestivum (bread wheat), 1257 nucleotides long. RefSeq names its product probable 1-acylglycerol-3-phosphate O-acyltransferase. The record is from RefSeq and is a predicted model, not a curated record. The transcript has 4 exons. The coding region runs from base 622 to 1110 and encodes 162 amino acids. Gene Ontology annotation, biological process: phosphatidic acid biosynthetic process; lipid homeostasis. NCBI's taxonomy places the organism in Eukaryota, Viridiplantae, Streptophyta, Magnoliopsida, Poales, Poaceae. Gene Ontology annotation, molecular function: A2-type glycerophospholipase activity; lysophosphatidic acid acyltransferase activity.
ACAUCGCUUCAGUGCCCCACAAUUGACCCCUACCUCUGCGGUGUACUCAUAUUGGGCGCACAAUCCUUUUCCCUCUUCUCCCAUGCUCCCAUGUGCCUUCUAGAUUACUCAUGUCGUGCUUCGCCCGUAGUCGCCGCUACUGCUCGUUGGCGUCCUUGUUUCUAGUGACCCUAGUUCCCCGUACCGCCUCGGUUGGUCCCUGAGAGUUGAACGCACUACCCAACCAAUCAGUGCCAUGUGUCUCCAUCUCGUGUAUCUUCACUACGACUGCGUCCUCUGCUUCUAUUGUUUGCUAGAUAUAGAGAGAGAGGUAUGGGGAGGGUGUUACUUUUUUAUUAUAUUUUUUGGUCCCACAUGAGGUGACUUGGCUUGAAGAUAUAUAAUCUUUUUUUUGCUUUUUCUUGAUGGGUCCCACCUGUAAGGGGCAUAUAGCCCAUCUAGCCACUAGCAAAAAUAUUUUGGUUAUCCAGGAGAAGGAUCAAAGGCCUUUGACCAAAUGGUAGAGUGAUAGAAGAGCAUUUGGGUGACACAAAAUGUUUAGGGGUAAAAAAUGAGGAGAGCUGAAAAUUAGGCAAAACCCAUGGGUGAAAACUAACCAAGGGCAAGAGUGUAUUUGUCCUAAUGUCCCAUUUGUUUUUGUUAAGCAGAGGAUUGGGUCCUUGGGGCCCAUAUUUUGUUCGAAGAUAUACCACAACUAGGUUUGGAUCAUAUUCAAAUGGUGAAUUACUAACAAAACAUGAAUCUAUCUUGCUGACAGAUUAUAUUUACCACACUUUAGUUGCCAAAGCCAGUGGAGAGUUGUGCUUAAAUUAUACUUUUUCUUUGGGGGCAUUUGCAAGAAAACCUCUUCUGCAAAGCGCAUCUGAUUGGAAAGUGCCGACUACUUUCAUAUAUGGCCAGGAUGAUUGGAUGAAUUACCAAGGGGCGCAACAAGCACGCAAGGAUAUGCCAGUUCCUUGUGAAAUCAUCAGAGUCCCACAUGGAGGUCAUCUCGAGUUCAUAGAAAACCCAUCGGGGUUCAACUCGGCGGUCUUGUACGCAUGCCGAAAUUUCUUACCUGAAGAUGUAGGGGACGACUUCUCUCAUCCUUAUGGCUUGAUAUAUGCAUAGAGUGCCAUCACACGCGGUCUCAUGGUGGUAUAUGAUAAUAUGAACAUGAAGCAAGACCGAUACAUUGAUAGUAUCAAUAUUAGCACCACUGUCACAUGAUUUGUUUAUGUAUGUAUGAAUUGCGUGAAUAUGUCUCAUUCAUAUCGU